UUGCGUGAUGCUGGCUGCCAAACCUGGAUUAUUAUAGGGGAAAUGGAUUGUGCCGUGUGUAUGUGUGUGUGAUGUGUUAUUGCAGCAUGUCAACCACGUUAAUAAUUUAGAUUGAUGCGGUGUGGCGGUGCUUAUGUGCAGUGCCGGCAUUUCUGUUGUGCCAUCGUGCCAAGUGUAAAAACGCGUGUACUGCCACUGUAUACAGCGGGUUAACAUGAGUGAUUUGCUAACAGAAUUACAGUGCACCCAGCCACCACCUUGUAAUUGUUACAGAUUAAUCAUUUUAGGCUCAGCAAAAGUCGGCAAAACCGCUAUCGUCAAAAGAUUUCUACAUAAUGAAUAUACGGACAUUUAUACACCCACAAUCGAGGAUUUCCAUCGGAAAAUCUAUAAAAUUCGAGGGGAGGCGUUCCAACUGGACAUUCUGGACACGUCCGGUAUCCAUCCUUUUCCCGCCAUGAGGCGCCUGUCAUUUUUAACCGGUGAUGCCUUCAUUUUGGUAUACAGCGUGGAUUCCCGGGAGUCAUUUGAAGAGGUCCUCAGAUUGCGCGAGCAGAUUGUCGAAUCGAUCCGCAGCGCGGCCAGCACUAACAGUAAAAUCAAGCCCAAGCAUCUGCCCAUUCCCAUGAUUAUUGCAGGGAAUAAAAGCGACCGUGAACGCGAGCGCGUUGUGCCGGCCGGCGAGGUCGCUCACGCUCUGCAGCGCAUUAAGGACCAUGUGCCGUGUAUGGAGUGCAGCGCCAAGGAGAAUAGCAACAUCAGUGACGUUUUCUCCACAUUGUUCGCCUUGGCAGACUUUCCCGAGGAGAUGAUUCCUAAUGCCGCACGGCGUAUCUCACUGACACACGGCGGUAAUGUCCUGCCGCGCCGUACCUACGCCGGAAAGGGCAGCGCGCGCCGCCGGCAUGGAUUAUCCCUGCGACGACGUCUCAGUGAUGCAUACAGUGCCCUCAUCCUCAAUGUCAGACGACCCUCCAUCGCCACCGACCUGGUAAUGGUCCGGACAAAGACGGAGCAAAACGGACUGCAAAGGUCAAAAAGCCGAAGACGAGGGCGGUCCUCCGUAAAGAAAACCGACUCGCAGCGAUCAGCUAAUGUUGUACCCAAAGAUAAAACAAAUGUGGAACAGCUGGCAGGAACACGAAAUCCGAAGUAUCCCAAAAAAGAGAAGGCAUCGUGUUGCAUAUUGUGAACUAUGCCAGUGCACUUUUAUACAAUUGGAUCGUUCAAGUAUUUUGAUACCCUUAUGGCUUAUAAUUAUCUACUUUACCACUUUACUCUGAUCAAAAGAUGGAAAACUAGCUGUUGAAACGCUGAAUGAUUUCUGCCUCGCUUUUCAUUUUAGAAAUCGGCAGGACAAAGGGUAGCGAGCAUCAGAUUUGCUCGCAUAGCAUCGAUGCAUACCAAAUUUCCCAAAAAAUAAAAUAUAAUUGUCGCAUCUAAAACAAUUUUAUUUUCAUUUGCAAUCGAUAUCUGAUAAGCACAGAUGCUGAUUAACUGGAAAAAAUCAUUAGAAAGAUUUUUAAUAAUUGCCAUUUCAUUAAAACCGGCAGAUAGAUUUAAUUGGUAUGGGUUACAAAGUCGUUCACUGAAAUCGUAUUAAGCGAUCAUCGAUGUUAAACGACGCCUAUUAUGCGCGUUUAUGGUUAGAAAGCGCGUAUUCUACUCGUGAUAUUGUGCGCGCAUAAAACACAAUGCGAAGCUAAAUUAAAACCUAAUCGG
Paramacrobiotus metropolitanus is the source of this 1722-nucleotide messenger RNA. Its product is annotated as dexamethasone-induced Ras-related protein 1-like. The record is from RefSeq and is a predicted model, not a curated record. Lineage: Eukaryota; Metazoa; Tardigrada; Eutardigrada; Parachela; Macrobiotidae. The transcript is spliced from 5 exons. Gene Ontology annotation, molecular function: GTPase activity; GTP binding. Bases 215 to 1192 code for a protein of 325 amino acids.